Messenger RNA from Saccharomyces kudriavzevii IFO 1802, 1272 nucleotides. RefSeq names its product choline-phosphate cytidylyltransferase (gene PCT1). Gene Ontology annotation, biological process: CDP-choline pathway. Gene Ontology annotation, molecular function: phosphatidylcholine binding; choline-phosphate cytidylyltransferase activity. The transcript has a single exon. The record is from RefSeq and is a predicted model, not a curated record. Gene Ontology annotation, cellular component: nuclear envelope. The coding region runs from base 1 to 1272 and encodes 423 amino acids. Lineage: Eukaryota; Fungi; Ascomycota; Saccharomycetes; Saccharomycetales; Saccharomycetaceae.
AUGGCAAACCCAACAACAGGGAAGUCCUCAAUUAGGGCUAAGCUUUCUAACUCUUCGCUAUCGAACUUAUUCAAAAAGAAUAAAAAUAAAAGGCAGCAUGAGGAUACGGAAGAGCAGGAUGUGGAGCAUCAGGUUGAAAAAGAGAAUCAAGAAGAGAAUAAGGACACACAGCUCACUCCGAGGAAGCGUCGUCGGUUGACCAAGGAAUUUGAAGAAAAUGAAACCCGCUACACGACCGAAUUGCCCAAGGACCUGCGCAAGUAUCGCCCAAAGGGCUUCCGAUUCAAUUUACCCCCCACGGAUAGGCCUGUCAGGAUCUAUGCAGACGGCGUCUUUGAUCUUUUCCAUUUGGGCCACAUGAAGCAACUGGAACAGUGUAAGAAGGCGUUCCCCAAUGUAACGCUGAUAGUCGGUGUGCCCAGCGAUAAAAUCACUCACAAACUGAAAGGGUUGACCGUACUGACCGACAAGCAACGCUGCGAAACUCUGAUGCAUUGCAAAUGGGUCGACGAGGUCGUACCCAACGCUCCCUGGUGUGUUACCCCAGAAUUCCUACUCGAACACAAAAUUGAUUACGUGGCUCACGAUGACAUCCCCUACGUUAGUGCUGACAGUGACGAUAUCUACAAGCCGAUAAAGGAAAGAGGUAAGUUCUUGACCACCCAAAGAACGGACGGUGUCUCCACGAGUGACAUCAUCACCAAGAUCAUCAGGGACUAUGACAAGUAUCUGAUGAGAAAUUUCGCAAGAGGGGCCACCAGACAAGAAUUGAACGUUUCCUGGUUAAAGAAGAACGAACUUGAGUUCAAGAAACACAUCAAUGAAUUCAGAUCGUACUUCAAGAAAAAUCAAACAAAUCUGAAUAACGCCUCCAGAGAUUUAUAUUUCGAAGUGCGUGAGAUCCUUCUAAAGAAAACCCUGGGUAAAAAACUCUAUUCCAAGUUGAUAGGCAACGAAUUAAAGAAGCAAAACCAACGGCAAAGACAAAGGCAGCAAAAUUUUCUGGAUGAUCCAUUUACCAGGAAGCUAAUCAGGGAGGCCUCUCCGGCUACGGAAUUUGCCAAUGAAUUUACAGGCCAGAAUCCCACUAAACCUGCCACUAAAGGUAUUUUCAGUCAAGACGAUGAUGAAGAAAGUAACUCCAACAACACAAAUACGAACUCGGAGUCGGAUUCAAACACAAAUUCAACCCCUCCUAGCGAUGAUGACGAUGACAAUGAUAGGCUGACCUUGGAAAAUUUGACUCAAAAGAAAAAAAAAUCUAGCAGCUGA